UGCCACGUCAUCGUCAUUCUUCUAUUGUGUGCCGUGCGAGUAACACGUUUUUUCGGGAAAAUGCGAGAUCAUCAGGAAAAUCAGGAGUUCGAGAAGCGUCUUGGGAAAUUGGAGAGGAAACUGAAGAAGUACAAACGCAAGGACAAGCGUUGGAAGAAUAAACGCAGUCGUGGUGGGAGAAAUCGCCCAGAACAGCGGAGCAGGGCCCAUGAGAGCAGCGGGGAGAGUAGCAGAGACAGCAGCCGAGACAGCAGUCGAGACAGCAGGCGAGGCAGCGACUGGGAUGGCAGUGCAGAUGGUCGUGCUGAGACCAAUUUUCAAUCACGAGACAGGUCUAGGUCUCCGAUUGUUGUCAGGAGUGAAUCUCAUUCACCUCCUGUCGAAAGAUCCGAUGAUCUUCAAGAACCCCUUCAGAUUGAUGAGGUUCAAGGUUCUGGCAAUGGCUCAAAAGAUCAGAUACCUUUGUCUGAGCAAGAAAUCAUGGAUAUUUUUGGUAAGAGGAUUUAUGGCGAUCGCCAGUUCGCUCCGGAGAUUAUACCUGACCUGGCAAUCCGCUGGGAAGAAAUUAUUGAGAAGGGUAUUCCUGAGGAGUCUCUGAAGGAGCUUUUGUCAAAACACACUCCGCCCAAAAAUUGCCCGAGAUUUGAGCCGCCAGCUCUCAACAAACUCAUUAAGGUUAUCAUGCCAGAUGCCAUUGUGGCAAGAGAUGACAAGAUUGUCAAGAGACAGCAAAAGAUUACUUCUGCUUUGUCUGCUGUAGCCAAAGCUACAGUCAAGUUGUUGAGAGAGAAAAAUAUUCCUGUAUGGAAAGAAAUUAUGGAGUCAUUGAUUGAUGCAAGUAAAUUGCUUGCUGAUCUUCAACACGAUGAGUCUGUAAUUCGCAGAAAUCUUCUGAUUGGAAAUGUGGAUGUGUCUAUGAGAGAUACACUCCAAUCAAUGACAAGUGAUGAAUUCCUGUUUGGGAAAGAUUUGGAGGAAACUGUUAAAUCCACCAAAUCCAUGCAAUCCACUGGAAAAGAGUUGAAGAAAAAAGAAAUAUCCAAGUCAAAAAACUGGAAGGCCCCGCCUCGCAUACAGCAGAAGGGUUAUGUGCAGACAGGCGGGUCAUCGAAGUCAUCGAGGAAGAAUCAGCAACAUCAACGUCAGCAGCAGCGACAGCAGAAAUCCGAGAAAUACAAAAACAGCAAGAAAUCAACUCAUCGACAUUAGACAAUGUAAGAAAGCCUGCAGGGCGCCUGCAGUUUUUCACUCAUGCUUGGAGGGUCAUAACCAAGGAUCACGUAAUUUUUUCUUGGUUAAAGGGGUACAGAAUUCCUUUUAAUUAUUAUGUUAUUCAAAAUAAUCCUCCAGCAGAGAGUGUUUAUACAACGUCUGAACGUUGUAAUAUUCAAGAGUUAAUUGAUCAGUUGAUUUUAAAGGGUGCUGUAGAGAAGUGUUCGUAUGUUGAAGAACACUUUAUUUCCAAAAUAUUUUUAAUACCUAAGUCUGAUGGUUCAAAUCGUUUUAUCAUCAAUUUGAAACAACUUAAUCAGUUCAUAGAUGCUCCACACUUUAAGAUGGAGGACGGUAGGACCGUCAUUAAGCUCAUGUCAGAAAAUUGUUACAUGGCUUCCCUUGAUAUAAAAGAUGCUUACUAUCAAAUACCAAUUCAUGAGUCACAUAAAAAAUAUUUGCGAUUUACAUUCAAUGGAGCACUUUACCAAUUUACUUGCCUACCUUUUGGGUUAAAUACUGCUCCUUAUGUUUUCACGAAAGUUAUGAAACCCGUAGCUUCAUUUUUACGUCAACAGGGAGUUACUCUGGUAGUCUAUUUAGACGAUAUAUGGAUAAUGGGCAAGUCUCUUACUGACUGUGAAAAGAAUGUAAACCUGACAGAAAAUCUUUUGAAAACGUUGGGAUUCAUAAUUAAUUAUGACAAGAGCCAAUUGAAACCUUCAUGUAUUUGUCGUUUUUUGGGGUUUAUCUAUAAUUCAUUAAAUAUGACUGUAGAAUUGCCGGAAGCCAAGAAGACAAAGAUACGAUGCCUGGUCCAACAAUUUGAAAUUAAUCAUCAAUAUAAGAUCCAAAAAUUUGCUGAAAUGCUUGGAUUUUUAGUAUCAUGCUGUCCAGCAGUCAAUUACGGUUUGGUAUACACGAAGGCUUGUGAAAGAUUAAAAUUUCUGGCUCUUUUGAAUAAUAACGGAAACUAUAAUGGAAAAUUGACAAUAAACCAGGAAGUUAUAGAUGAGCUCACAUGGUGGAAAACAGUUGGCUCUUCAAGCUUCAAUCCGAUUCGUUAUCCUUACUAUAAUGUAGUGAUAUUCACGGAUGCUUCCAAAUCAGGCUGGGGGGCUGUUUGUGGAAAUGAAAGUGCACAUGGUGCAUGGAAGGAUCACGAAAAGGAUUUAAGUAUUAACUUCUUGGAAUUGACCGCUGCAUUUUUCGGUUUGAAAUGUUUUGCCAAUGAUCUUAAAGAUUGUCAAAUCCUUCUUCGAAUUGAUAACACAACGGCGAUUUCAUAUAUCAAUAGAAUGGGUGGAGUUCAAAUGAAGGAUUUGAGUAAUUUAGCAAAAAAGAUAUGGCGAUGGUGCGAACAGAGAAAUAUUUUCAUAUUCGCAUCAUAUAUAACAUCCGAAGAAAAUGUUGAGGCUGAUUUUGAAUCGAGAAAGUUGGAAUCUAAUACGGAAUUUGAGUUAUCUGAUGCGGGAUUCCAAAAAAUUGUCGGAAAUUUUGGAUAUCCGGAAAUAGAUCUCUUUGCAUCGCGUUCAAAUGCGAAAUGUCAAAGAUAUGUUUCUUGGAAAAGAGACCCGUAUUCCAUUGCAAUUGAUGCGUUCACAAUUCCCUGGAAAACAUAUUUUUUCUAUGCUUUUCCUCCAUUCUCUAUAAUUCUUCGAGUCUUACAAAAGAUUCAGUAUGAGAAAUCCGAAGGAAUUAUAAUUGUACCUAAUUGGCCUUCUCAGCCUUGGUACCCAAUUUUUCAGUCAAUGAUCAUUUCAGAUAUGAUUUAUUUAUCAGCUGAUACUUACAUUAAUCGUUUUAUUAACAGAGAAACCAGUUUCUGGAGAAAGAUUACCCUGGUUGCCGCGAUUAUAUCAGGGAAAGCUGUGCAUUAAAAGGGAUUCCUAAGGAGUCUCACGACAUCCUUUUGUCGUCAUUGACGGAAUCAUCGUGGAAGCAAUACGAAGUGGGCCUAAAGAAAUGGUGGACAUUUUGUUCCAACACAAAGAUAAAUCAAUUUAACCCUACUGUUCCAGAGGUUUUGAAAUUUUUAAGCGAAGAAUAUAGUAAAGGAGCAGGUUAUGGUACACUUAACGUGUAUCGUUCAGCAUUAGCUUUAUUAGCUGGACCAUCAUUAGGUCAAGAUGAUAUUGUGAAGAGGUUUUUCAGGGGAGUUCGUAACGUAAGACCAAAUAGACCCCGAUAUGAUAUAACAUGGGACCCACAGAUAGUGUUGGAUUUUUACCGUCAAUUGCCGCAAAAUGUUGAUCUUUCUCUAAAAGAUUUAUCAGAAAAACUCGUAAUUUUGCUGGCUUUGGUUACGGGACAUCGAUUGCAGACAUUCUCUCUGAUGGAAGUGGAUCAGAUAAGAGAAAUGUCCGAUCACAUUGAAGUAAGAAUCCCGCGUAGAAUUAAGACCUCCAAAUCAAGUGAGCAUCAACCAAAUCUCAUUCUUCCGUUUUACAAUGAUGAUAAGACCAUUUGUGUUGCAUCAACCUUGAAAUUGUAUCUAGAGAAAACAAGGUUGAUCCGUGGAGAUGUAAAAUCUCUUUUCAUUUCAUUCAGACGACCACAUAAGGCUGUAGGGGCUCAAACUUUGAGCCAUUGGAUUAAGAACAUUUUGAUGAAGUGUAAGAUUGAUGUAUCGAUAUUUUCUGGGUAUUCUGCCCGACACGCCGCAACAUCUGCGGCCAAUAGACUUGGGGUAGAUAUUGAAAUUAUAAAGAAAACGGCUGGCUGGUCGAAAAAAUCGCAAAUAUUUGCGAAGUUUUACAAUCUACCGCUCGUCCAUGAAAAGGACAGAUUUGCUAAAGCUAUCUUAAAUAGAAAAUAAUGAAUUAUCCUUAUGAUGAUCUCUUUACUGUUGUUAAAACAAUUCUGAAGUCUCAAAAUUGAAAUAAAUUUAUAAUUAUGUACAGCC
Phlebotomus papatasi is the source of this 4117-nucleotide messenger RNA. RefSeq lists its product as uncharacterized. NCBI's taxonomy places the organism in Eukaryota, Metazoa, Arthropoda, Insecta, Diptera, Psychodidae. The coding region runs from base 61 to 1209 and encodes 382 amino acids. The transcript has 2 exons. The record is from RefSeq and is a predicted model, not a curated record.